GAACGGCCGCGCGGCGGCUGGGGAGGCACGGGGCGGCGGCGGACAUGUUCCAGGGCGCGGACGGCCAGGCUGGCGGGUCGGGCUCCAGAUCCAUGAAGCCCCCAGGAGGAGAAUCAAGUGAUCUUUUUGGAAGUCCAGAAGAAGGUGUCCCUUCAAGCAAGCCUAAUAGGAUGGCAUCUAACAUUUUUGGACCAACUGAAGAACCUAAAAACGUACCCAAGAGGACAAAUCCUCCAGGGGGCAAAGGAAGUGGUAUCUUUGACGAAUCAACUCCUGUGCAGACUCGACAACGUCUGAACCCACCUGGUGGGAAGACCAGUGACAUAUUUGGGUCCCCAGUCACUGCCACUGCGCCCCUGGCACACCCAAACAAGCCCAAGGAUCAUGUUUUGUUGCGUGAAGGCGAAGACUCUAAAUCUGGCCUGAAAUCUGCAACAAACUCCACACCCAGAGGAGAGCAGAGCGAGAAAGGAAGCUCAAAAGAAGCAGAGCAUGCCAAGAUACCGGAGCCCGCACCUACAGUUGAUAGUCAUGAGCCUAGGCUGGGGCCACGCCCUCGCUCCCACAACAAAGUCCUGAACCCACCAGGAGGCAAAUCCAGCAUCUCCUUCUACUGAGAGGCUCCUGCUCUGCCUGUUACCAGACAGACACUCAGAUAGGGUUUUGAAUGUUAGCGUUUCCUUUAACCCAAGUGAGUUGGGGUGGGAGAGGGUUUAUCAUAUGUGUGGGGUUGGCUGCUCAUAGGCCUUGUUGUUAUUGGAAGAGCUUCACAGAGGACUGUGCCUUCUGGACUGCCAAGAUACACAUGUGUGGGGAUAAAAUGGAAUGUUCUGGUGCCUUCUCUGUAGUUGCUGUAAGGCUGUAGGGAAGGCAGAAGAGAUGGUACCCAUUAACAAAAGGAUCGCUAGGGUCUGUCUUGUCCUUGUAUCAGCAGUCUGCUGGCUCUUGGGCAUCUAAGAAUGGUUUAGUUGAAAAAGAACCCAGACUACCUAUCCCUCAGUGUGGGAUGAAGGAGAAACAGAAACAAAGAGUGAGGUCUAGCAACAUUAAGCCUUUUCUUUCAGGAAAUGCCUAUCACUAAAUGUUUCCACCUCAGAUUACCUCUGAACCCUGAUGUCUCCUUUUCCUUUUUCCCCCCUCAGUAUGUCACCCUGUAGUGUUGAAAUAUGAUUGCUCUUUUUGGUAGCAGUCAACAGAAAAUCAGUUAUUCUCAGUCUUGUCCUGAGCAUAAGGUUUUGUUUCGCUUUGCUUUGCUUUAUAUACACUGAUCCUCUGAGUUGUGCCAUACCUGCACCUAAAACCAUGGCCAUGUCUGAGGUAGCAGCUUGUCUUCCUCUACAGUGGGCUUCGUAUCCUGAUGUGCCAGAUUUGCUUGUGGGUUGUUCUUUUGUUUCUCUCAUUAGCCUUAAGCCUAGGCCUUAGUUCCACAGCCAUGAGGGGUUCUCCCUGUCCAUGGUUUUUCCUAUACAUGAGGUCUCUGGCCUCCACAGGGCAUAAAAACUACUCAUAUAUGUCCAGAUAUUGGGUGGGUUCCUGUUUUUCCCAUCUUGCUUUGUUCCUGUAAUUGGGAGGAAGACCUGUUGAGGGACGUUGGGUUGGUUUCUUUACCAAUGUCUGAAAAAGGUGUACUUAGUAUCAGCCUCUGGUAACUACCCAUGGACUGCAUUCAGCACCUAGAACAGUGCUGCCCUGGUGCACUGAAGCAGAAGCAUUGCCUGAGCCACUUCAGAGAGCUCUUGGCCUGCUCAUAAGCCGUGCUCCCUCUGCAGGCAAGGGCAUCAAGUGUUUUGGCAAUAAAGGUCACAACUGUCAUUUGACAGCAGAGACACUGGGCUCCACAGUCAUGUCGCCACCGCAGUUGUUUAUUUCAUCUGUCAGGCAGAUGUACCUCCUGCUCAGCUCUUAUGGGCUGCAGCCUUAGUUCCUUGUUUCCCCUCUGGUGGCAUCUAGGAAAGGGACUUCUGAGUGCUGCUGCUUUUGUUUCUAGUGCCUACAGAGAGCUUCAUAGCAGCCAGAAAUGUUCUCAAUAAAUUUUGGGAAAGCAGCAGUCCUGCAGCCACACCUGGAUGCUUACGUGCCUGCAGGAGCCACCUGCCAAGCUCUGCUUCCUACGUCUGGCCCAUUGGUGGGUCUGACCAUGACUUUGUCAACCAAAGAGUCUUGCCCUUCAUCUGCCCUGUAUCCUGAAUCCAAGAAACGUGUAUUACAUAUGUUGUAAUUCUGUAACAGCUCAAAAAGGCUGUGGUUCAGUCACCAUGAAGAUGCCAUUUGGAAUUCAGAGCAUUUUUUCCAUUUAAGAAAAUGUCACAAAUUAUGUCUGCUUUAUUUAGCCCAGACACUAACUUCUUUAGCUUAUAAGGAAAUGAUACAAUGAUAGAAAUAAACCUCUUUUUGUAACUGCUCUCAAGUAGAAAAUGAUUUGUGAAUUCCAAACUGGACUGUCAAGAAGGAAUCUGACGUCACUGCUGGCCGCGCUCUUAGCCCAGUGAGAGAAAAAUCUCCAAGCUCCACCUGCUGGCCUGGAUGGCCAGGAGGAUAUAGGGACCUGCAACAGUGACCCACAGCAGCAGCUGCCUUACUCAUCUCCCCUAUCUUUCUAUCUCUCCCACUGAAGCCGGGCUCAGAGCAUGGUAUACAGUGGUAAACAGUUUUCACCUGCAUUAAGCCUUAAAACUUUUUUAAGUACAUUUGGUGCCAUCAUUUUUCGAGCACUAUGUCAGAACAAGAAACCAGUCCUUACAUCAUAAUGUGAUUUUGAUAGGAGCAUUUUGUUACUUUUAUGAGGCAGAACUGGGUUAAUGGUUGAAUUAAACUUAGUAACCACA
This is a messenger RNA of Psammomys obesus (fat sand rat), 2825 nucleotides long. RefSeq names its product Jupiter microtubule associated homolog 2 (gene Jpt2). The coding region runs from base 45 to 617 and encodes 190 amino acids. Gene Ontology annotation, cellular component: nucleus. Lineage: Eukaryota; Metazoa; Chordata; Mammalia; Rodentia; Muridae. The record is from RefSeq and is a predicted model, not a curated record. The transcript has 5 exons.